Messenger RNA from Peronospora farinosa, 969 nucleotides. The record is from the annotation of a GenBank genome assembly. Lineage: Eukaryota; Oomycota; Peronosporomycetes; Peronosporales; Peronosporaceae.
AUGCACGUAUCCUCUACCCGCGUUGGCUCCUCCCCGGGUUCAGUAAACUCUAGUUCUGCUAAAAUUAGCGUCUUUAAUUACAAGACCCCAUCGACCGCCAUCGAACACCUAAUGACCGUUGCAGCAACACAAAUGAGCUGUGGAAACCCUGAAGAAAACAUUAAAAAAGCCGAGUCUCUUGUGCGGAUUGCAAGUUCUCGGGGCGCUCAAGUCAUUCUUUUGCAAGAACUUUUCCAGUUUUCCUACUUUCCCAUUGAGCUCAAUGCUGGUAAUUUUCAAUUGGCUACAACACUGGAGGAAUCGGCGUUAGUACAGGGUAUGGCGUUGUUAGCCAAAGAACUACAGGUUGUCAUUCCGAUUAGUUUCUUUGAAAAAUACAGGAAUUCCUACUACAAUUCAUGUGCCAUCAUCAAUGCCGAUGGAAGUGUAUUGGGCAUUGCACGAAAAAUUCACAUUGGCGAUCGACUUGGGUACAAUGAGAAAUACUACUUUACACCAUCGGAUGACUCGUUUAAAGUGUGGGACACGUGCUAUGGCAAGAUUGGAGUGGCUAUUGGAUCGGAUCAGUGGUACCCCGAGGUGGCACGCAGUUUGGUGGUGAAGGGAGCCGAGCUGUUGCUGUAUCCUAGUGCCAUGGGUAGCAACCAAUAUGAUCCAAACUUUGACCCCCGCGACCAGUGGCAACGAGUGAUGCAGGGUCACGCAGCGGCUAAUAUGGUGCCUGUUGUAUGCUCCAAUCGCGUGGGAGCUGAGAUUGUAGACGGCAUUCAGGUCACAUUCGUCGGGUCCUCUUUCAUUACAGGCCAAACGGGCGAAAUGCUCAAAAUCGCCGAUCGUGAAUCCGAAGGUGUGCUCGUGGAAAGCUUUGACCUUGAAAAGUUUCAUGUGCGACGAGCUAGCUGGGGACUUAUUCGCGAUCGCCGACCCAACUUGUACGGAGCCCUCAUGACACGCGAUGGACCUCAGUAA